Gasterosteus aculeatus aculeatus (three-spined stickleback) is the source of this 1067-nucleotide messenger RNA. The record is from RefSeq and is a predicted model, not a curated record. NCBI's taxonomy places the organism in Eukaryota, Metazoa, Chordata, Actinopteri, Perciformes, Gasterosteidae.
UGCAACAUAUGUUGCAUAUAUGAUGUUCUCAACGUGAAAUCUCCCUCUGCAGUCCCAGCAAUGAUUAUCACGGGUGGCUAUGGCAACGCCAGGAAGAAAAGACACAUCCCCGACACCAUCAUCAGGGUUUUUUUGUAUUGUGUCCAGUUUCAGUUGACCCCUCUAACCAAAGGAUGCCAGCAGAGUUGGGGCCCACACACCCAGUGGAUGCAGCCCGAGGGGGGGGGGGGCAGCAGGUGUGCGGGAGAUGGAAAGGAAAAUUUAGAGAGCAGAAGACCAUCUCUCUGGUGGCAGGUGGUGGGGAAUCCUCCAUGCACGGGUGUGUGGAGGCGUGUGGGGAGGCUGGAGGCCUGUUCCUGCCCAUCAGCCCACAGCUUCCUCUUCAUCUAACCUCCUUCUCCUCUUCCUCCUCCUCCUCUAUAUUUUGACUCAGACUGGUGGUAAAAGAACAGCCUGCCAAAAUAUUAAACACCGGCCUCAUUAAAAUGAUCUGUUGUGCUUUCUUCCCCAGAUUGGAGCAACGACAUGUAAACAUUUAGUUGAUGAGGCUUGAUUUGUUCAAAUGAAAAAUCCUUACUGCUCAACAGAUAUAUAAAUUGAUAUUACAUAUAUUCCUGUGUCGGUUUGCAUAGAAAACUGCAAAUUACCAGUAAAAUGAAAGUCAGAGUUCCCUAAUCAAAAUGUAAAGUGAUUUGAUUUAUUUCAUUUUAGUCAUUCAAGGGAGAUUUUGCUUGUCUUUAUGAAAUAGGAAUAUCUGCGGACAUUGAGACAUUUUUUUUUUACGUGACAGGUACUGGCUCUGUGUGAAUCACAACCAGUUACAACGCCAGAGUUACAACAUGCACGGAACAAUAGAACAUUUACACAGGAACGACAGCAUAGAAAGUCAACAGGUAAAAAUUAGUUUUGUUAUUUUUACAAAACAGACAGCCUCGGGACCUACAAACAACAUUGUAUAAGAGCUGGCUAAGGUUGUUCAAAUAUAGUUUUUUCAAUUAUCUGGAAACAGUGUACUUUUAUAAAGACUGAUGGCUUAGGCAAGGUUGGGGUCAAUUUCACUGAGAGUU